Molecule: messenger RNA, 1230 nt
Organism: Aureobasidium vineae
Lineage: Eukaryota; Fungi; Ascomycota; Dothideomycetes; Dothideales; Saccotheciaceae
Source: the annotation of a GenBank genome assembly
AUGGGACAUGCAGGCGCUUGGGCUGGUGUCGGUGAGCCCACUGCUGAGGAGAAGUACAAAAUCUUGCAGAAUGCAGGGGUCACUAUGGUUGACCAUCCCGAGAAGUUCGGUAACGUCAUGAAAGGCUUGUUGAAGCAGGCUGGCAAGGACGUGGGCGAGAUCCAACAAUCUGUAAGCGCCAACCAACGAAGAGGCAUGCACACCAUGAGGCGAGUACGGCCAACUGUCACCUCGCAAGCUUCCAGAUCUAGCACAAGUCCUCAGCGAAACUUGCAUCUUCGCAACCAAAAAGCUGUAGAUCAUCUCAGCAAGUCAUUGGAGGGCUUCAAUGUUUUCGAAGAGACCCCCGACAACGCAGACAGCGUUUACUUGAGCAUCUCAGUCGAUCGCUCUAGCCGCUCACCCUGCGUCAUCGCCUCGCCAUCCACAAACCCUCGCAAACUUCACCAUCGCCUGCGUCGCUUCCCAUACUCUUACCUCGAAGGCCCGGACCAGGAGACCGUUCUCGCAGCCAUACAACACCUGCAACUCGACGCCGCACCUCCGGCCGCUCACGCACGAACGGCAAAACUCAUAUCCCGUCUCGCGGACCUAUAUCGCGAACAAGAAGCCGUAAGCCUAGCCGUCAACCUCUCAAUCUCCUCUUCAGGCUCCCUAAACCUCUCACAACCCCAACUCUUCUACGACGACGCUGCCUUCAAAUCCAACAAGCGCCACCCCGACCUCCACGCCCUCCGCGAUAUAUCCCAAGAACCCGCCGUCGAAGUCGAAGCCGAGAAAUCAGGCAUUGUGUUCGUAAAACUCCACCCUGAUGACCAUACCGCAAACAUUGGUACUCUAGUCAAUGGAGCAGGGUUAGCCAUGAACACCGUCGAUGCCCUCGCCCUACCACCCCACAAUGGCAAAUGUGCCAAUUUCCUCGACACUGGCGGCAAAGCGACUUCAGAAACUGUAAAGACGUCUUUUGAGCUCAUCCUCAGGGAUCCCCGCGUCAAAGUCAUUUUUGUAAACAUCUUUGGCGGACUCACGGAUUGUGGUAUGAUUGCUGAUGGAGUGAUUAUGGCGUUUGAAAAGGUGGAUAUGCAGGGCAAGCCAGUUAUUGUGAGAUUGAGAGGAACCAAUGAGGAGGUCGGUCAGAAGAAGAUUGCGCAAAGCGGACUGCCGCUUGAAGCAUUUGAUGGGUUCCAUGAGGCUGCGCAGAGAGUGGUUGAGUUGGCUGGAAAGUCAUGA